AUGCAGCAACAGGGACAGCAAUUUUUUCUAGUACUAGCGGGAUUGGCGGGUUUUCUUCUAGUGUCGGUACAUGUGGAUGUGGUGCAAACGGCUUCAAUUUAUGGGCCAGAUUUUAACGACACUAGUGAUCAUUUCCUCGACCAACAACGCUCGUGUCGUGAUCUGUGCAGCUUCUGUCCAACCUGCAAUGGGUUCUAUUGUGGUGAAGAGUGCAUAUGUGAAUGUAGUCAGGAUCCGACCGAACAUGCCAAAUGCAUCGAUCUAAUUAAGGCCAACAGUGACAAGCUAGGACUCGUGUAUGACCUCUUCAUUCAACUGCCACAGAAACGUUCCUCCCGUACACGAUUCGGUAGGCGCGCAAAAACGCCAGUAGGUUUUCAUAAGAUAUUGUUCUCAAAUUUUGCCACCAAAAGGGUCGCAGUUUCAGAUGCACCGGCACAGGUAGGCAGUACGGUAAUGGAAAAGGAAACGAGUGAUCAUAUGGGAUCUGUGACACGAUCAACGACGGUCAUGGAUUCGAUGGAGGAAUCGGAAGUUGUGAAUCUUACGUAA
Anopheles maculipalpis is the source of this 552-nucleotide messenger RNA. RefSeq lists its product as uncharacterized. The record is from RefSeq and is a predicted model, not a curated record. NCBI's taxonomy places the organism in Eukaryota, Metazoa, Arthropoda, Insecta, Diptera, Culicidae. The transcript is spliced from 3 exons. Bases 1 to 552 code for a protein of 183 amino acids.